Messenger RNA from Trichoderma reesei QM6a, 1052 nucleotides. RefSeq lists its product as uncharacterized. Gene Ontology annotation, biological process: inositol catabolic process. NCBI's taxonomy places the organism in Eukaryota, Fungi, Ascomycota, Sordariomycetes, Hypocreales, Hypocreaceae. Bases 126 to 1052 code for a protein of 308 amino acids. The transcript has a single exon. Gene Ontology annotation, molecular function: inositol oxygenase activity; iron ion binding. The record is from RefSeq and is a predicted model, not a curated record. Gene Ontology annotation, cellular component: cytoplasm.
AGACCUCCUUGGAAGCAUAUCAUCUCCCAUCACUUCCUAUUCAUACCUACCUUACGACUCCUUCACACAUACUCGGGCUACCAUUGCCCUUUCAAGCACACACGAUAGUAUACAGAUAAGGUACCAUGGCACCAACAGCCAUCGCUGACCUCGGCGAGACCUACACUGCCGGCCAGAAGCUGGAAGACGUCUCCGACGCCGUCGACGACGUCAACUGCAUCAAGUACGACUCAGAGUCCAAGUUCGACGCCAGCAAGGACAAGACAAACUUCCGCCAGUACGAGGAUGCCUGCGACCGGGUCAAGAACUUCUACAAGGAGCAGCACGAGAAGCAGACCGUCGCCUACAACCUCGCUGCUCGCAACCGCUUCCACAGCGCCUCGCGCGUGCGCCCGGAAAUGACCGUCUGGGAGGCCAUCGAGAAGCUCAACACCCUGGUGGACGAGUCCGACCCCGACACGUCGCUGUCCCAGAUCGAGCACCUGCUGCAGUCCGCCGAGGCCAUCCGUCGCGACGGCAAGCCGCGCUGGAUGCAGGUCACCGGCCUGAUACACGACCUCGGCAAGCUCAUGCUCUUCUUCGACGACCUCGGCACCCAGGGCCAGUGGGACGUCGUCGGCGACACGUUCCCCGUCGGCUGCGCCUUUGACAAGCGCAUCAUCCUGUCCGACACCUUUGCCGGAAACCCCGACACCAAGGACCCCGUGUACUCGACCAAGUACGGCAUCUACUCGCCCGGCUGCGGCCUCGACAACAUGAUGCUCAGCUGGGGCCACGACGAGUACCUCUACCACGUGGUCCGCGACCAGUCGACGCUGCCGGACGAGGCGCUGGCCAUGAUCCGCUACCACUCCUUCUAUCCCUGGCACCGCGAGGGCGCGUACCGGGAGUUUAUGUGCGACAAGGACUGGGCCAUGAUGAAGGCUGUGCAGGCGUUUAACCCGUACGACCUGUACAGCAAGAGCGACGAUGUGCCGAGCGUGGAGGAGCUGAAGCCGUAUUAUCUCGAGCUCAUUGACGAGUUUUUUCCGCAAAAGGUGGUCAAGUGGUGA